UGCGUCCUACUUGAGAGUCUCGCGAGGCUUGAAGGCGGGUUUUCUGCGAGAAGGCCAAACUGGGUGUGCGGGGUGUGGAUCCCUACGAGGGGCGGAGCAGGAGAUGGCGUCCACGGUGGCUUGCCGGCUGGCCCGGAUAGCAGUCCGACCAGGGGCUCUCUGGAGCGGGCCGAGCGGGAGGAGAGGUGGCGAUGUCUCCGUCGUACCAAGCUCAGGUCGCAGCUUGGUACCGUCGAGGUCAGUCAUCGUCACUCGUAGCGGAGCCAUCUUACCCAAGCCGGUGAAAAUGUCCUUUGGUCUUCUCCGUGUGUUCUCCAUUGUGAUCCCCUUUCUCUAUGUUGGGACACUCAUCAGCAAGAACUUCGCUGCUCUACUUGAGGAGCAUGACAUCUUUGUUCCAGAGGAUGAUGACGAUGACGAUUAACAGGACAUGGAGAAGUGCAGAAAGGAGAAAGCACUAAUAGACGAAGUGGUCGCACUUUCAGCUCCUUCCCUAUUGGCAGAAGGGUCAGAGAAAGCCAGCCCCCAGCCUCACCUCCUCAUGGUUUGUGACAUCAGCCCAGAACCCUAUGUUUUGGGAGGUUCCUGCAAAUGUGCUGUCCACAGAGCACUGGAAACUCUGAGUGACAUAAUAAAUACGAGCCAUGUGUGACUGAAAGGCUGCUCCCGUUUCUCACUCCCAGCAGGCUCAGUUGCACUUUGUCGUCUCUUCUGUGUUCAAGAAACAUCUUAUUAAAAGCCAGGACAUCCAGGCUGUUACACAACCACAGAAAUCAUCGGGGGGGACCAAGAACUUUUUUCCUUUAGUUAUGUGUAUCUGUUUAUGGGUGCCCCUGGAGGCCAAAGGCAUAUGAUCCUCCUAGAACUGGAGUUAAAGAUGAUUAUAAGUUGUCUCAAGUGGGUGCUGGGAACCAACUCUGGUCCUCUGCAAAACCAGCAAGUACUCUUAACCAAUGAGCCAUCUUUCUAUCCCCCUAACCCCCAUCCUGAGACUUAAAAUUUUUUUAACUUUAUAAAUCUUCCCUCAAAGCCACUGAAGCUAACUGUAGCCUUAAGCCUAGAGGGGUUGCCACUUGCCAAACAUAGA
Messenger RNA from Chionomys nivalis (European snow vole), 1087 nucleotides. It is a transcript of the gene Smdt1, whose product is annotated as single-pass membrane protein with aspartate rich tail 1. The record is from RefSeq and is a predicted model, not a curated record. Gene Ontology annotation, biological process: calcium import into the mitochondrion; mitochondrial calcium ion homeostasis. The coding region runs from base 104 to 424 and encodes 106 amino acids. Lineage: Eukaryota; Metazoa; Chordata; Mammalia; Rodentia; Cricetidae. The transcript has 3 exons. Gene Ontology annotation, cellular component: uniplex complex; mitochondrial inner membrane.